Molecule: messenger RNA, 959 nt
Organism: Ilyonectria robusta
Lineage: Eukaryota; Fungi; Ascomycota; Sordariomycetes; Hypocreales; Nectriaceae
Exons: 2
Coding region: 1-873 (290 amino acids)
Source: RefSeq, a predicted model, not a curated record
AUGGCUUAUCCCAGUUAUUCUACCCCUCCCUCAACAAACCCCUUGCAUCAAGAGUUUUCUAUCCCAAGGGACGAUAUCGAUUAUGAUGUUACCGAAGUCCACCGUGAUAGGCAAUUAGAUCCGUUCGGCCGCAGCAUCAAGAUCUACAAGAUCACAGCCUACAGCAGCCUAACGAACGAGCACAUCGACAGGUUGAAGGCCGAUUCAGCUCGAUGGAAACCAGAGAAACGGAGAAAAGCAGUCCGCCCAUCACAGUCGCGUAGUCAUACUCACCGACCUAACCGUACUAGACAUACGGUCGCCGAUCCUGAGGAUAUGUAUGUUGGUGUUGAUGAAGCUCCCGACGAAAUAACACAUUCAUACGGUAGCUGGCCAGACGAAGACACCGACGCCUUUUAUUCAGAACCUUCAUCCUCUGCCGGGCAUGACUCGUCAAAUAACUGCUUUCUUUCAACGUCACAAUCUGGGAAAAAUCACGAAACUUACCGCGGGCACGAGGCUGAGGCCGAGAACGAAGCCGGCGAUAACUACCAAGUCUACCCAGAUGUCACCCCUGAUUAUGGCCAUGCCAACUCGACUCGACCUGUCGAUUCAACUCUGCACGGGUAUCAACAUAUCCACGGUAGCUCAGCUCCACCUAGCAACCCAAAUAUUCUUGGAUAUCCUUAUGGUUAUGCCAACUCGACUCAACCUGCCGAUCCAAAUACCCACAGGCAUCAAGAUUACUAUAGUAGCUCAGCUCCACCUACCAACCAAAAUAUCCCUGGAUAUCCCUAUGGCUAUGUCAACUCGACUCAAAUUACUGAUCCAAAUACCCACGAGUAUCAAUACCACUACGCCAACGCAAUUCAACCUACCAGUGCAAAUCCCUAAGCAUAUCAACCUAGCUAUUACCAAGCAGAAGAAAUUUCCACCGACCAAGUAUCUAAUGAUCUCCCUUCCAUCCAAGACGAAAACGC